Molecule: messenger RNA, 1953 nt
Organism: Symbiodinium sp. CCMP2456
Lineage: Eukaryota; Dinophyceae; Suessiales; Symbiodiniaceae
Source: the annotation of a GenBank genome assembly
AUGAAAUUCAGGCCUUUGCAUGACCGGGUCGCCGUUCGCCGCGUCGACGAAGAAGAGAAGACCGCCGGUGGCAUCAUCAUCCCGGACACCGCCAAGGAAAAACCCAGCCAGGGUGAGGUCAUCGCCGUCGGGCCCGGCGCACGCAACGACAAGGGCGAACUGAUCGCGCCGGACGUGAAGGUCGGCGAUCUGGUUCUCUUCGGCAAGUGGUCCGGCACCGAGGUGAAGGUCGGCGGUGAAGACCUCCUGAUCAUGAAAGAGUCCGACAUCAUGGGCGUGCUCGAAAAGACCAAGGAGCAUCCCAAGAUGGCUGCAAAAGACGUCAAGUUUUCGACCGAUGCCCGCGAGCGCAUGCUGCACGGCGUCGACGUUCUGGCGGAUGCGGUCAAGGUCACCCUGGGUCCCAAGGGCCGCAACGUCGUUCUCGACAAGUCCUUCGGUGCCCCGCGGGUGACCAAGGACGGCGUGACCGUCGCCAAGGACAUCGAACUGAAGGACAAGUUCGAGAACAUGGGCGCCCAGAUGGUCCGCGAGGUCGCGUCCAAGACCAGCGAUAUCGCCGGCGACGGCACCACCACGGCCACGGUACUGGCCCAGGCGAUCGUCCGCGAGGGCGUGAAGGCGGUGGCCGCCGGCAUGAACCCGAUGGACCUGAAACGGGGUAUCGACAGCGCCGUGGAAGCCGUGGUGGCUGACCUGCAGAAGCGUUCCCGCAGAAUUGCGUCCAACGACGAAAUCGCCCAGGUCGGCACGAUCUCGGCCAACGGCGAUGCCGAGGUCGGGGCAAUGCUGGCCGAGGCCAUGGAGCGCGUCGGCAACGAGGGCGUGAUCACGGUCGAAGAGGCCAAGUCGCUGGAGACCGAACUGGAAGUGGUCGAAGGCAUGCAGUUCGACCGCGGCUACCUCUCGCCCUACUUCGUCACCGAUGCCGACAAGAUGCAGGCGGUGCUGGAAGACCCCUACAUCCUGGUCCACGAGGCCAAGCUCAGCGGGCUGCAGUCCAUGCUGCCGCUGCUGGAAUCGGUGGUGCAGUCCGGCAAGCCGGUGCUGGUGAUCGCCGAGGAUGUGGAGGGCGAGGCGCUCGCCACCCUGGUGGUGAACCGCCUGCGCGGCGGCCUGAAGGUGGCGGCGGUCAAGGCGCCGGGCUUCGGCGACCGGCGCAAGGCCAUGCUGCAGGACAUCGCCAUCCUGACCGGCGGCACCGCGGUCUCGGAAGACGUCGGGAUCAAGCUGGAGAACGUCACCCUGGACAUGCUGGGCCGCGCCAAGCGGGUGAUCAUCACCAAGGACGAGACCACCAUCGUCAGCGGCGCCGGCAAGAAGAGCGACAUCCAGGCCCGCUGCAGCCAGAUCAAGGCGCAGAUCGAGGAAACCACCUCGGACUACGACCGCGAAAAGCUGCAGGAGCGCCUGGCCAAGCUGUCCGGCGGCGUGGCGGUGAUCCGCGUCGGCGGCGCCACCGAGGUCGAGGUGAAGGAGCGCAAGGACCGCGUCGACGACGCGCUUCAUGCGACCCGUGCCGCGGUCGAGGAAGGCAUCGUGCCGGGCGGCGGCGUCGCCCUGCUGCGCGCGGCCGCCAAGCUCGACAAGCUGGAGGGCGAAAACGAGGACCAGAAAGUCGGCAUCCGCAUUGUCCGCAAGGCGCUGGAGUCGCCGCUGCGCCAGAUCGCGGUCAAUGCCGGCGCCGACGGCUCCAUCGUGGUCGGCAAGGUGCGCGAGCAGAAGGACCAGCAGGCGGGUUACAACGCCCAGAGCGGCCGCUACACCAACCUGGUGAAGGACGGCGUUAUCGACCCCACCAAGGUGGUGCGCGCGGCCCUGCAGGAUGCGGCCUCCAUCGCCGGUCUGCUGAUCACCACGGAAGCCAUGGUCGCCGAAAAGCCGGAAGACAAGGCCCCGGCCAUGCCCGGCGGCGCCCCCGGAAUGGGCGGCAUGGGCGAUAUGGGCUUCUAA